Tachysurus vachellii is the source of this 2330-nucleotide messenger RNA. Its product is annotated as corticotropin-releasing factor receptor 1. Bases 453 to 1739 code for a protein of 428 amino acids. Gene Ontology annotation, biological process: cell surface receptor signaling pathway; adenylate cyclase-activating G protein-coupled receptor signaling pathway. Gene Ontology annotation, molecular function: G protein-coupled peptide receptor activity; corticotropin-releasing hormone binding; corticotropin-releasing hormone receptor activity. Gene Ontology annotation, cellular component: plasma membrane; neuron projection. The transcript has 14 exons. NCBI's taxonomy places the organism in Eukaryota, Metazoa, Chordata, Actinopteri, Siluriformes, Bagridae. The record is from RefSeq and is a predicted model, not a curated record.
GCGUGCGGACGGUGCGUGAUUAAACCGCGAUGAACUUAAAGAGAGCGUGAAGUGGAUCCGUGGAUUAACAGGGGCUCGAUUAGACUAAACAAACAAAUAAAGAACAGAGAACGACACAGAAAAAGAGAAUAUUAUGAACAUGCAUCGGAUCAUUCUUUUUCAGAUUGCUUUUGCACGUGUGUUCUGAUCUAUUUUUAUGGGGGAAAAACUUGCAUCCUGGACUGGAUAAUAUACAGCAGUGUUUGUGUCAUGCAACAGCUUCACGCGCACACCUGGAUUAAAUAAUCUCUGCUUUUCUCUGUGCAUGGGAAUGUGACAGCUCUGUAAAUAUGACAGCUCAGAAGUAUGGAGACUGUUUCACACUAAAGACGCAGGAAAAAACCAGGAAAACCUCACUCAUGUCAAACAGGACGUGGUUUUGUGAGCUGAACUGAUUGACAAGCCUGAAGAAAAUGCAGAUGUGCCUGAUGUUAAAGGUCUUGUCAGUCUUGUCUUUUGUGGUUGUGAAGGUGCAGGCUGAGCUUACCUGUGAUGCCAUGCUAUUUCUGGCUUCUGGAAACCACACAUUGUACCAUCUGGAUCCUGCUAAUCGCUCUGACACUAAUAACUCGGGUGUAUUUUGCAGAACAGUUAUUGAUGGUAUCGGCACCUGCUGGCCGCGCAGCAUGGCCGGAAAGGUGGUGUCUCGUCCGUGUCCAGAGUUCCUCUAUGGAGUCCGAUACAACACCACCAAUAAAAUCUUCCGGAAGUGUCUAGCCAAUGGGACCUGGGCCUCCAAAAGCAACUACUCUCAGUGCCAAGCGAUUCUCAACAUUCAGAGAAAAAGUCGGCUGCAUUACCGAAUCGCUGUCGUCAUUAACUACAUGGGACACUGCUUGUCACUGUUCACUCUCCUUAUCGCCUUUGUCAUCUUCUUACGACUCAGGAGUAUUCGUUGUCUGAGGAACAUUAUUCACUGGAACCUCAUCUCUGCCUUCAUCUUGAGAAACGCGACGUGGUUCAUCGUUCAGCUCACCAUGAACCCCGAUGUACACGAGAGCAACGUGCCAUGGUGCCGUUUAGUGACGACGGCAUACAACUACUUCCACAUGGCCAAUUUUUUCUGGAUGUUCGGCGAGGGCUGUUAUCUCCACACGGCCAUCGUGCUCACCUACUCCACAGACAAGCUCAAGAAAUGGAUGUUCAUUUGCAUCGGAUGGUGUAUUCCUUUCCCGAUUAUUAUCGCCUGGGCCGUAGGGAAGCUGCAUUACGACAACGAGAAGUGUUGGUUUGGGAAAAGAGCAGGCAUCUACACAGACUACAUCUACCAGGGUCCCAUGAUUCUGGUGCUUAUGAUAAAUUUCGUGUUCCUCUUCAACAUAGUAAGGAUCCUCAUGACCAAACUCAGAGCCUCCACCACAUCCGAAACCAUCCAGUACAGGAAGGCGGUGAAGGCCACGCUCGUGUUACUGCCUCUGCUCGGGAUCACGUACAUGCUGUUCUUUGUAAACCCAGGAGAGGACGAGAUCUCGCAAAUCGUCUUCAUUUACUUCAAUUCUGUUCUGCAGUCCUUUCAGGGCUUCUUUGUGUCAGUGUUCUACUGUUUUCUGAACAGCGAGGUCCGCUCUGCCGUUCGGAAACGUUGGCACCGCUGGCAGGACCACCAUUCCAUCCGCGCACGAGUCGCGAGAGCAAUGUCCAUUCCCACCUCACCUUCACGCCUCAGCUUCCACAGCAUCAAACAGUCCACUUCCGUCUGAUACGGGGACAAAAGUAUGAAAGAGGCAGGAACUCUAUUGGUGAGGAUAUUCACUCCUCAGACCACAUCACCGGAUAUGAAGAGGAACAGUAAAAGGCCCUGUAUGAAAAGACAUUACAAAUAAAGGGUACGAUUGGCAAGACUUCGUGGACCAAUGGACCGCAAAAUGGACCGUUCUGUGGUGUUGGAGUGUUUUCCAAAGACUCUGCAUGUGUGUAAUACUCAGUUAUUUAUAGUUGGACACUAGGUGGAGACAGCUUUUACAUGUUCCAAGCUUUUUCUAUGAAAUUCACAAUAAUAAACAGAUUCAACUGAUUCCACUCUGGUCACUUCAGGUAAUCAGACCGAACGCUACUUAUACUGACUGAUUAGCCAAAAAUAUCAGGUGAUCAUAUAGAUGAAUUAGCUUCCUGUGUCGGCUAGUCGUGCAAAAGAAUUAGCUACUUUGGCUAGUUAGCCUUUGUUUUCUAACUUUGGGGAUGUUCCCUAACUGUAACUAGAGAGCUUUCUGUGUCCUUUAAUAUCCAGCAGAAGAAUUUCGGAAUUCUUUCCUUCUUUAACAUGAUCUAGUUUUGGUGAUAAAUUCACAGCU